CAGAUCUCCCGUGGGGAAGUGUGUUUCCUGCGACGGUCACCACCAUGGACAGCAAAGGAGCGCGGCUGAAAGGAGGGUCCCUUCUGCUGCUGCUUCUGCUGCUGGUGUCAAACCUUCUCCUGUGCAAGAGUGUGGCCUCCCUGCCAAUCUGUCCCAGUGGGGCUGUCAACUGCCAGGUGUCCCUUCGAGAACUGUUUGACCGUGCUGUCAUCCUGUCCCACUACAUCCAUAACCUGUCCUCAGAGAUGUUCAACGAAUUUGAUAAACGGUAUGCCCAGGGCCGGGGGUUCAUUACCAAGGCCAUCAACAGCUGCCACACUUCUUCCCUGUCUACCCCCGAAGACAAAGAGCAAGCCCAACAGAUCCAUCACGAGGACCUUCUGAACCUGGUACUCAGAGUGCUGCGCUCCUGGAACGACCCUCUGUAUCAUCUAGUCACGGAAGUGCGCAGCAUGCAAGAAGCCCCAGACGCCAUCCUCUCCAGAGCUAUAGAGAUCGAGGAACAAAACAAACGCCUGCUGGAGGGCAUGGAGAAGAUAGUUGGCCAGGUUCAUCCUGGAAUCAGAGAAAACGAGGUCUACUCUGUCUGGUCAGGACUACCAGCCUUGCAGAUGGCUGAUGAAGAUUCUCGCCUUUUUGCCUUUUAUAACCUUCUCCACUGCCUACGCAGGGAUUCACAUAAGAUUGACAACUAUCUCAAGCUCCUGAAGUGCCGGAUCAUCUAUGACAGCAAGUGCUAAGCCCAUGCC
Messenger RNA from Otolemur garnettii (small-eared galago), 749 nucleotides. RefSeq names its product prolactin (gene PRL). Gene Ontology annotation, cellular component: extracellular region. The record is from RefSeq and is a predicted model, not a curated record. Lineage: Eukaryota; Metazoa; Chordata; Mammalia; Primates; Galagidae. Gene Ontology annotation, molecular function: prolactin receptor binding; hormone activity. Gene Ontology annotation, biological process: female pregnancy; positive regulation of receptor signaling pathway via JAK-STAT; positive regulation of lactation. The transcript is spliced from 5 exons. The coding region runs from base 45 to 740 and encodes 231 amino acids.